Molecule: messenger RNA, 1022 nt
Organism: Protopterus annectens (West African lungfish)
Lineage: Eukaryota; Metazoa; Chordata; Ceratodontiformes; Protopteridae
Exons: 4
Coding region: 45-824 (259 amino acids)
Source: RefSeq, a predicted model, not a curated record
CAGGGUUUCCAAAGCCCUAAAUCAGAUGUGUAGAUUCAGUGUAUAUGGCAUGCAAAGCCUACAGUUGCUCCCAACCAUGCACUUACUUUAUCAUGAAAAAUAACAACAGCAUUGCCCUUACAAGUCAAACUGCUAUUGCUAGUGGAUCAAACCGGGAAAAUCCAAGAUUUCCGUCUACUGCCAGCGCCUCAGCAGCUACUACAAACAACUCACAACUGGUGCAACCAAGAUCAAGUUCAACAAGAGUGUGUGUCAACGUAAGCACCAGAAGAAGAAGAAGAAUACCAGCCAACAGUAUUGGACACAUAAAGGAUCAAAUUCAAGCACUUACAAGAGAGGAACUUCAAGAUUUAUGUGUAACUAUAGCGGAAAUGAAACCAACACUUAUCAGUGAUCUUCUGCGGGCCACUUCCAAUGCCAUCCGCCAACCCUCUACAACACAGUCACGGCACAAUGUUCCCGAAUGGUGUGUUUGCACCAACUGUCGAGUAAUGCCUACAGAAGUGGAGAGUGUUUGCUGCAGUUAUGAUCCACAAGACUGCAUAUCAGUUCUGCAGGAAAUGCAGGAAUGUGUUCUACCCAGAAGUGUUCUUCAGAUUGCACAUGCUUAUCGUACUUCUGUAUUUGGUCUGCCACAGGAAGCAGAUGAAAAUAAGCGAAACCGUCACACCGCAUACCGGCAGUUCACAUUGUGGAGGUAUGGCAGGCUUGGAAGUAGAGUAAGAAGACCCAUCCCGAGCUGCUGUAUAUGGCGUAUCAGGGAUAAAUAUCCCGAUCCUCAGGGGUCCUAUACCGGAUUCCGGCCAUCAACAUUUGAUGAUUGAUGACGUUUCAUGUUUGUGUUUACUUUAUUGUUUUCUCUGUAAAGGAAAACUAUAGAUAUCUUGAAUAGCAUUAAAAUUUUGUGUUUUUUAUAUUGUAAUUAUAUUUGUAUUUUAGCCCCGUGUUAUUCAUGUCAGUUAUUCAGUCAUCAUCCGUGUACAACCUUGAUUUACUCACCAUAAUAAAAGUACUAAACAAAA